CAGCACAGGCUCUGCCCAGUAGCAGUGUCGGGGGUGUGCACAGUCGCUGGUAGACAGCUCUUCGAGCAGGGCAGGACCGAGUCAGGAGCUCGCGAGUCCAGCUCAGACGACCUUUGUUUCUUCACUCUCCACGGACCGCUCUCCCUUCCAUCAUGCGCGAAAUAGUGCACCUGCAAGCCGGACAGUGCGGCAAUCAGAUCGGAGCAAAGUUCUGGGAGGUAAUCAGCGAUGAGCACGGCAUCGACCCCACAGGGACGUAUCACGGCGACAGCGACCUGCAGCUGGACCGGAUCAGUGUGUACUACAAUGAGGCUAGCGGUGGGAAGUAUGUUCCCAGGGCGAUCCUGGUAGACCUGGAGCCCGGCACCAUGGACUCAGUCCGCUCUGGUCCUUUUGGACAGAUCUUCCGGCCGGACAACUUUGUGUUUGGCCAGAGUGGCGCCGGCAACAACUGGGCAAAGGGCCACUACACAGAGGGGGCGGAGCUUGUGGACUCGGUCCUGGACGUGGUGAGGAAGGAGGCUGAGAGCUGCGACUGCCUGCAGGGCUUCCAGCUCACCCACUCCCUGGGCGGGGGCACGGGCUCCGGCAUGGGCACCCUGCUCAUCAGCAAGAUCCGGGAGGAGUACCCCGACCGCAUCAUGAACACCUUCAGCGUGGUGCCCUCCCCGAAGGUGUCGGACACGGUGGUGGAGCCCUACAACGCCACCCUGUCCGUGCACCAGCUGGUGGAGAACACGGACGAGACCUACUGCAUCGACAACGAGGCGCUCUACGACAUCUGCUUCCGCACGCUCAAGCUGACCACGCCCACCUACGGCGACCUCAACCACCUGGUCUCCGCCACCAUGAGCGGCGUCACCACCUGCCUGCGCUUCCCCGGCCAGCUCAACGCCGACCUGCGCAAGCUGGCCGUCAACAUGGUGCCCUUCCCCCGCCUGCACUUCUUCAUGCCGGGCUUCGCCCCCCUCACCAGCAGGGGGAGCCAGCAGUACCGCGCCCUCUCCGUGCCCGAGCUCACCCAGCAGAUGUUCGACGCCAAGAACAUGAUGGCGGCGUGCGACCCGCGCCACGGGCGCUACCUGACGGUGGCCGCCGUGUUCCGCGGGCGCAUGUCCAUGAAGGAGGUGGACGAGCAGAUGCUGAACGUGCAGAACAAGAACAGCAGCUACUUCGUGGAGUGGAUCCCCAACAACGUCAAGACCGCCGUCUGCGACAUCCCGCCCCGCGGCCUCAAGAUGGCCGCCACCUUCAUCGGCAACAGCACGGCCAUCCAGGAGCUGUUCAAGCGCAUCUCGGAGCAGUUCACCGCCAUGUUCCGCCGCAAGGCCUUCCUGCACUGGUACACCGGAGAGGGCAUGGACGAGAUGGAGUUCACCGAGGCCGAGAGCAACAUGAACGACCUGGUGUCCGAGUACCAGCAGUACCAGGACGCCACCGCCGAGGAGGGCGAGUUCGAGGAGGAGGGCGAAGAGGAGGUGGCCUAAACUGCCCCCCCCCCCCCAACCAACCUCCUGCAUCCCGCUCUCUGUCUCCACCCCCUCGCAUUGUUUCUGAAGUGCAGGAGCACCCUGUACACAACAGUCUCCCUUCCACAUCAAUAAAAAAGGGGUUUUUAAGUCA
Anguilla anguilla (European eel) is the source of this 1623-nucleotide messenger RNA. RefSeq names its product tubulin beta-4B chain-like. The transcript has 4 exons. The record is from RefSeq and is a predicted model, not a curated record. Gene Ontology annotation, cellular component: microtubule; cytoplasm. NCBI's taxonomy places the organism in Eukaryota, Metazoa, Chordata, Actinopteri, Anguilliformes, Anguillidae. Gene Ontology annotation, molecular function: GTPase activity; structural constituent of cytoskeleton; GTP binding. Gene Ontology annotation, biological process: mitotic cell cycle; microtubule cytoskeleton organization. The coding region runs from base 153 to 1487 and encodes 444 amino acids.